UACGUUUCGUUCUGAGCCAGAGCUCGAGGAAGAAGAAGACGACGACGACAACCCGGAAAAAGCUCCGCGCUUCCUGAUCGAAGCUCGACACGCGCUCCUGCCCAAGAUCGCCGGCGGAGAUCCGGAGCCGGCGACGUGCGGAGCGCUGCGAACGGUGAUGGUUCGAAGCAGUUGAGGGGCGGGCUUUCUAGAGAGCUUGCGAAGGUCUUCUGCGUCGGAGGAGGAGCAGAGAGUUAGAGGGAGAUGACGAGACAGUACGAAGAAGACGGAGGAGAGAACUCGCACCCGCCGGAGCUGCAGCCGCAGACGAGCUCCGGGUCGGGUAGCAGUGGUAGGAGGAGGGUCCGGGCGAGGCCCGACCCUUUCCUGGUCGUUUGCCGGUGCUUCAGCGUCGUGACUGCGAUCUGCGCCAUCCUCUGCAUCGCCGUCAAUGUCCUCUCCGCCGUCCGCUCCUUCGAGAAUGGAUACGACGUUUUCGACGGCAUAUUCCGGUGUUACGCGGUGGUGAUAGCGUUUUUCGUCGUGCUCGCGGAGACCGAGUGGGGAUUCAUUAUCAAGUUCUGGAAGGUAUUGGAAUAUUGGGCUGGGAGGGGCAUGCUGCAGAUCUUUGUUGCAGUGAUGACAAGAGCUUUCCCAAACUAUACUGAGGAGGAGCAAGAGCUUGUUCUUCUUCAGAACAUUGCAGCUUAUAUGCUCCUUGCUUGUGGUGUAGUAUAUGUUGUUUCGGGAAUUCUGUGCAUAGGCUUGUUGAAACGUUCUCGACAGAAGAAAGAAAUAUCAAGGGACCAGGCAGUGAAGGACUUGGAGGAACUGGAACGGCGCAGGGAAGAACUUGAACAAUUGCUUAUUGUGGAAACAGCGGCGUGAAGGCACUUUUUUUUGCGUUACUAGCAGGACGUCUUCUUCUCAAACUCCCAAUCAAGAGACCAAGGGAAAUGAUCUCUCUGGAUAUUCUGACCCGAUUCUCAUGAGUGUUGCUUUCUUAUUUUUGUACUUUUCUCUUUACGGCGAUAGUAUCAUUUUGAACUUUUGUCGAGUGAUGUGUGGCAAUUGUAUGGUUUGUGUAAAUCAAAAUGUUCUUGAUUCUUUUCUAGGAUGAUCAAUCACGGAACAAUGAUCCUACCCUGUAUUUUUCCAUCUUCAAAGAAUAGUGAUCUUGGCAGGCUGAGCAGGAGGUCGCCAAAUUUCAGA
Molecule: messenger RNA, 1191 nt
Organism: Eucalyptus grandis
Lineage: Eukaryota; Viridiplantae; Streptophyta; Magnoliopsida; Myrtales; Myrtaceae
Exons: 6
Coding region: 244-867 (207 amino acids)
Source: RefSeq, a predicted model, not a curated record